Molecule: messenger RNA, 330 nt
Organism: Microthlaspi erraticum
Lineage: Eukaryota; Viridiplantae; Streptophyta; Magnoliopsida; Brassicales; Brassicaceae
Source: the annotation of a GenBank genome assembly
AUGUGCUGCAACAGAUGUGAUUGCUGCCUUGUAACGAAAACCAUCUUAAAGACCAUUCUUCUGCAAGCUAGAUAUGCACGAAAUCAUCAGGUCCUAGACUCGCAUCGUCGUGAAUCCGGAGAUGUACAACCGUCUCGUUUGUUGUCACCAUCUUCAAAAACGGUGAGCAGAAAAUCUACUCAAUGGACAAAGCAUGUCCUCUACACCAACAUUUCCAAACCGAUUCCCAUCAACAUACAAACUCUGCAAUGCAUCCAAUUCUUGAAAAGUCCAGCGGCAAUCCAACUUCUUUCUUCUAAUGUUCAUCUCUACAAACUUCAUUCCCAUUAA